UUGGCCAAGGCGAAGCCAAAAUUAGUGCACCCACAGUCCAGUGCCAGAGCGGAUCUUCUCUUGACUUCGAUCAUCCGAAAUGCAGUUCAUCUAUUUGACGCUGGCAUUGGGGCUGAUCUUCACCACUGCCCUUCAGGCGGCCAUUAUACCACUGACCCUGAUCAAAAACGGAAUUGAAGCGAAUUCCCAAGCACUUCCCACGGAUACGGAGAAGUUCGGUUACCUGGAAUUCAAACCCAAUGGAUCACUAAUACUCAGAAGGGCGCCCAAUCAGAGUGGCAGUAACCUACAGGACCUGGUAAUGCUGAGAGGAGUUCUUCAGGCUCUGAAAGCGAGUCCCUCGAAAAUGUCGGACAUCGGUGGCGAAACGCGAUUGAGCCUAAGGAUUUAUGGAGAUGGAGUGGAACACAAGUUUCCGCCCAUACUGGAGAAUAUCAUUCAACGCAUUCAAACGUAUUUUUCGGUUUAUCGCUUUACGGAUACAAGCAAACCCGGUGGAUUGCAGCGAAUUGAACUUACUACACAGCCGCCGGAUGAUUCUCCGGAUGUAACCACUGCAAAAGCCGAGAACGAUGAUGAACUGAUAGCAGUCGGUGAGCAGGACGCGUACAUUACAGUGGGGGAUGAUACAGACUAGAAUUCACGCUAUUUAAUACAUAUUUAUUCAACUAGCUAUGUAAGACGAUAAAAGUGCUGUAAUUUAAAUAUUUUUUAAAAAUAUAUCACCCUCAUUCGCAAAUAUC
Drosophila melanogaster (fruit fly) is the source of this 743-nucleotide messenger RNA. RefSeq lists its product as uncharacterized. Lineage: Eukaryota; Metazoa; Arthropoda; Insecta; Diptera; Drosophilidae. The transcript has a single exon. The coding region runs from base 80 to 637 and encodes 185 amino acids. The record is from RefSeq and is marked reviewed.